UUUAUGGCGACAGGUGCGCAUUCCUGAUAAUCUGGAAGAAAUGGCCGGUUUGAUCCUCCGCAGACGAAGCGCCACCAAUGGGUCAAGCUCGCGAUCGAAGUAGAAAUCUAGGAUUGGAAAUUCUUUAUGAAUGCUGACCCGGAGCUCGCGAAGAAAUGGUCGCGGCUCCUUGGCACGGCCGUGGAUUUUAAACAUCCUGGAUAUUGGGAAGAAGCUUAUAGCUGGGCAGGGGGCCCUGGAGGUCCUACGCUGGGAGUGGCCAAUGAAAACACGCAAGCGAUCUAAAGGCGAGAAAACUAGAGACAAAUGACCAGCUCCCUGACGUAGGCGUGGAAUUAAUUGGUAUGCGCUCGAUAUCUCCAUCUCGUGCUUGCUCGAGUCGUGCUCAAUUUGCUACCAACUUAGUGCUGCGCCAGUUUCACGUGGUUUUUCCACAGGAUUCGGUCCUCAAAGGAGUUGUGAUAUGUGUAAGCCUUUUCGCAGCUACGUAUUUUAUCGAGAGAGGUGAAAGUCUGGCUUGAAUCCUUACGGCCAGGCUUGAGCUCGUCAUGAGAGCUAGUGGUGGCGAUUUGCUUUUCCCGAGUAACUCUUCUUUCGCAAAUUCAACUCGUAUUAUAAGCGAGACUGAAAGCUGAGUCGCAGGUCGUUUUUUAUGCGUAUAAGCACAAAGUUAUAUCAGCACAACGUAUACGCGCUGCUGGAUCUGGCGUACAAAGCAAGAGAGGCUUUUUGGCCGCUUGUUUACUUUCAGCUUCCAGACGUAACAUGAAUGCUCUCUGGUGUUUUUCACUCGUCUUUGACGCUGGUGAAUCGCAGUGCUACUUGGAGUCAAAUCUAGACUGCUGAGGUUGCAGUUCCGGCCUACGAUCCUCCGUCCACUUGUCCAGUCGGUGUACUGUCAAAGCGGAAAAAUUCGGUGGCGCUUGAAUGCUAAAGGUGGCCAACAAUCAAAGUAGGACCAUCAAAGCGGUGACAAGCAUUCCAUUGAUCGGGUCCAGGGUCCCGUUAGUUCUAUCGGCGCAUUCUACAUGGAAACAGACGUUGUGGUGGGGGACUCCCUUGAUCGUGAUCGCUCUUCUUCCCCGGUGUUUAAACAUCCCAGUCGAGGAAAGGUUUGCUUUGCUUGAUCCACUUUGCAACGUCUCGCAAAGCUCCAUGGAAAAUCAUGGAUCGAACAAACUGGUCACGACUCAUGGCGCUUUCCCCGAAACCAAAGCAACGGCGUCUUUGCGGCGACCACCGCUGCCUGUUCGUCCGGCGCACGGCUGUAAGUCUCUGUGCUUUACAGUUCACUCGGUGCAUUCUUAUUCUUAUUCUAGGCUCGCUAAAAGGAGUGAUUUGCGAAAACCAGUGGCUUUAGUCCCUGCCAAAGGCUGUCUUUUUUGUAGAAACCAAAGGCGAAAACGAUGGAACGCGGUACCAAUCUACGAAGAAGAGCAAAGGUUUUCUGGAGUGUCGACCAUGACCAGGGUGAAAAAAUUUUCUUUUAAAGGUUUCUCAUGGUGGUCUUCCAGACAGCCAAACACGGAGAAGAAGGAAUGGAUUUUUUUUUGUUCAGUCGUCCAGGCCAAAAAAGCUUUGGUCGUAAAGAAUGAGAAAAUGGCACCGUCCUGACGCCUUGAUGACUU
This is a messenger RNA of Selaginella moellendorffii, 1628 nucleotides long. RefSeq lists its product as uncharacterized. Lineage: Eukaryota; Viridiplantae; Streptophyta; Lycopodiopsida; Selaginellales; Selaginellaceae. The transcript is spliced from 5 exons. Bases 928 to 1614 code for a protein of 228 amino acids. The record is from RefSeq and is a predicted model, not a curated record.